Molecule: messenger RNA, 5925 nt
Organism: Scomber scombrus (Atlantic mackerel)
Lineage: Eukaryota; Metazoa; Chordata; Actinopteri; Scombriformes; Scombridae
Gene: scn8aa
Product: sodium channel, voltage gated, type VIII, alpha subunit a
Exons: 26
Coding region: 1-5925 (1974 amino acids)
Biological process (GO): membrane depolarization during action potential; neuronal action potential; sodium ion transmembrane transport
Cellular component (GO): voltage-gated sodium channel complex; axon; plasma membrane
Molecular function (GO): protein binding; voltage-gated sodium channel activity
Source: RefSeq, a predicted model, not a curated record
AUGGCUGCACCCCUUAUACCGCCAGGACCUGAUAGCUUCAAGAAGUUUACUUUGGAAUCUUUGGCGGAGCUUGAGCUGCGCAUCACAGAGGAGAAGAACAAGAAGCCACCCAAGCAGGAUAGCAGCUACCGCGAUGAUGAUGACGAGAACAAGCCCAAGCCCAACAGCGACCUGGAGGCUGGGAAGAGUCUGCCCUACAUAUACGGGGACCCCCCUCGUGGAAUGGUGGCGGUACCAUUGGAGGACCUGGACCCAUACUACCUGAAUUCUCAGAAAACAUUUAUAGUGCUGAAUAAAGGGAAGACAAUCUUCCGUUUUAGUGCCACACCUGCCUUGUACUUCAUAAGUCCUUUUAAUCUGGUUAGGCGAAUAGCUAUUAAAAUUUUGAUACAUUCUCUUUUCAGCAUGAUCAUUAUGGCUACUAUUUUGACCAACUGUAUAUUCAUGACCUUUAGUGAUCCUCCUGAGUGGUCAAAGCAAGUAGAGUACACAUUCACAGGAAUUUAUACAUUUGAGUCUCUUGUAAAAAUCUGCGCUCGAGGAUUCUGUAUAGACGGGUUUACUUUCCUUAGAGAUCCAUGGAACUGGCUGGAUUUCAUGGUCAUUUCCAUGGCAUAUGUAACAGAGUUUGUGGACCUGGGCAAUGUAUCUGCGCUGAGAACAUUCAGAGUUCUCCGAGCAUUGAAAACUAUCUCUGUCAUUCCAGGCCUGAAGACCAUUGUGGGUGCCCUGAUCCAGUCUGUGAAGAAGCUCUCAGAUGUGAUGAUCCUGACCGUCUUCUGCCUGAGUGUCUUUGCCCUCAUCGGUCUCCAGCUCUUCAUGGGCAAUCUGCGCCACAAGUGUGUGUUCUGGCCAAUCAACACCACCGAGAGCUACCUGGCCAAUGGCAGCAAGGGCUUCGACUGGGACGAGUACAUCAUGAACGACACCAAUUUCUACUUCCUACCUGGCCAACUGGAUGCCCUUCUCUGUGGGAACAGCUCAGACUCAGGCCGCUGCCCGGAGGGUUACACAUGCAUGAAAGCUGGGAGGAAUCCAAACUACGGCUACACCAGCUUUGACAGCUUCGGCUGGGCCUUCCUGGCUCUCUUCCGACUCAUGACACAGGACUUCUGGGAAAACCUCUACAUGCUGACACUGAGGGCAGCAGGGAAGACCUACAUGAUAUUUUUCGUGUUGGUGAUUUUUGUGGGUUCGUUCUACUUGGUGAAUCUGAUCCUGGCUGUGGUAGCCAUGGCCUAUGAGGAGCAGAACCAGGCCACCAUGGAAGAGGCUGCGCAGAAGGAGGAGGAAUUUAAGGCCAUGCUGGAGCAGCUGAAGAGACAGCAGGAAGACGCUCAGACUGCUGCCAUGGCAACCUCUGCGGGCACAGUGUCAGAGGAUGCAGUAGAAGACGAUGGAGGAGGGCACCUGUCAUGCAGUUCCUCUGAGAUGUCGAAGCUCAGCUCCAAGAGUGCCAAAGAGCGGCGAAAUCGUAAGAAGAAGUGGCGGCAGAAAGAGCAGGAAAAGGAAAAAGGAGACAGUGAGAAGUUUGUCAAGUCUGAGUCAGAUGACGGCAGCAAGAGGAGCCGCUUCCGUUUCCCUGAUAACCGCCUGGGUCGAAAGUCUUCCAUUAUGAACCAGUCCCUUCUCAGUAUACCCGGCUCGCCUUUCCUGUCCCGCCACAACAGCAAGAGCAGCAUCUUUAGUUUCAAAGGCCGCAAUAAGGACGUGGGCUCAGAGAACGAAUUUGCAGAUGAUGAGCACAGCACUGUGGAGGAGUGCGAGGAGCGUCGGGGCUCCCUGUUCAGCCCGUACCGGCGGAGCAGCUACAGCGGCUACCACGGGAAGAGGAACAGCACGGUGGAUUGCAAUGGCGUGGUGUCGCUCAUCGGCCCUGGUCCCGGUGGACGCCUUCUGCCUGAGGUGAAAAUAGAUAAGGCAGCUACUGACGACAGUGUAAGGAAGUCAAUGAGUAGACCUCCAACCACUGAGGUUGAGGUGAAGAAGAAGCUGUCGGGCUCCCUGAUGGUGUCUGUGGACCAGCUCAAUACCUCCUUUGGGCGGAAAGAGCGGGCCAACAGUGUCAUGAGCGUCAUUACCAACACACUAGUGGAGGAACUGGAGGAGUCUCAGCGAAGUUGUCCCCCAUGCUGGUAUAAGUUUGCUAACACAUUCCUGAUCUGGGAGUGCUCCCCCAAGUGGGUGAAGAUUAAGGAGAUUAUGAACCUGAUAGUCAUGGACCCCUUCGUGGACUUAGCCAUCACCAUCUGUAUCGUUCUCAACACCCUCUUCAUGGCCAUGGAGCACUACCCCAUGACCCCUGACUUUGAGGAUAUGCUAUCUGUAGGCAAUCUGGUCUUCACCGGUAUUUUUGCAGGGGAGAUGCUUUUCAAACUGGUGGCUAUGGAUCCCUACUACUACUUCCAGGAGGCCUGGAACUGUUUCGAUGGUUUCAUUGUGACGCUGAGUUUAGUGGAGCUGGCUUUGGCUGAUGUCGAGGGCCUGUCUGUGCUGCGGUCAUUCCGAUUGCUGAGAGUGUUUAAACUGGCCAAGUCAUGGCCCACCCUCAACAUGCUGAUCAAGAUCAUAGGUAACUCAGUGGGAGCCUUGGGGAACCUGACUCUGGUGCUGGCAAUCAUCGUCUUCAUCUUUGCUGUGGUAGGCAUGCAGUUGUUUGGAAAGAGCUACAAAGACUGUGUGUGUAAGAUCGCUGCUGACUGUGAGCUACCCCGCUGGCACAUGAACGACUUCUUCCAUUCCUUCCUGAUUGUCUUCCGGGUGCUGUGUGGUGAGUGGAUCGAAACCAUGUGGGACUGCAUGGAAGUGGCGGGCCAGGGCAUGUGCCUCAUCGUCUUCAUGAUGGUCAUGGUGAUUGGUAAUCUGGUGGUGUUGAACCUGUUUCUUGCCUUGCUACUGAGCUCAUUCAGCGCUGACAACUUGGCUGCAACAGAUGAUGACGGUGAGCCCAACAACCUACAGAUUUCUGUCAAGCGUAUAAAGAUAGGCAUUGCGUGGUUUAAAGCGAAGAUGCGGAUAGUGGUGGCCAGUCUGCUGAAGAAACCACCAAUGGAGGAUGAACAGAAGCCUUUGGAUGACAUGUAUGACAAGAAGCUGAACUGCAUUGCUAACCACACUGGGGUGGACAUCAACCGUGACCUGGACUACGCCAAGAAUGGUAAUGGCACCACCAGCGGUAUUGGCAGCAGUGUGGGCAAGUAUAUGAUUGAUGAGGACCACAUGUCGUUCAUCCACAACCCGAACCUGACCGUCUGCGUGCCCAUAGCUGUGGGAGAGUCUGACUUUGAGAACCUCAACACGGAAGACUUCAGCAGCGAGUCUGAAAAUGAGAACAGCAAAGAGCUGGAUGACACCAGUUCAUCAGAAGGCAGCACCAUUGACAUCAAACCAGAUGUGGUGGAGGAGGUGGUGGUGGAGACGGUGGAGGAAUACAUGGAGCCAGACGCGUGUUGGACAGAUGCUUGUGUGGCCAAGUACAAGUGCUGUGACGUUCCCAUCACAGUGGGCUGGGGGAAGCCCUGGUGGUUCUUGAGAAAAACCUGCUAUCUGAUUGUGGAGCACAACUGGUUUGAGACCCUGAUCAUCUUCAUGAUCCUCCUCAGUAGCGGUGCCCUGGCAUUUGAGGAUGUGUACAUUGAGCAAAGGAAGACCAUUCGGAUCAUUUUGGAAUACGCUGACAGGGUUUUCACCUACAUCUUCAUCCUGGAGAUGUUGCUGAAAUGGGUCGCCUAUGGUUUUGUCAAGUACUUCACCAAUGCCUGGUGUUGGCUGGACUUCUUCAUUGUGGAUGUGUCUAUAGUCAGCCUUGUAGCUAAUGCGCUGGGCUACUCCGAUCUAGGGCCCAUUAAAUCACUCAGGACACUAAGGGCCUUGAGACCCCUCAGAGCCUUGUCACGUUUUGAAGGGAUGAGGGUGGUAGUCAACGCCUUGGUGGGUGCCAUCCCUUCCAUUAUGAAUGUGUUGCUGGUUUGCCUCAUCUUUUGGCUGAUUUUCAGUAUAAUGGGUGUCAACCUGUUUGCGGGCAAGUACUACUACUGUUUCAAUGAGACAUCAGAGGAAUACUUUUCCGUUGAUGUGGUCAACAACAAGACCCAGUGUGAGGCCCUCAUGCAUCAAAACUUUACCGAAGUCAGGUGGAAGAAUGUCAAGAUCAACUUUGACAAUGUGGGCGCCGGCUACCUGGCUUUACUGCAAGUGGCCACAUUCAAAGGCUGGAUGGACAUUAUGUAUGCAGCUGUGGAUUCUAGAGAGGUGGAAGACCAGCCCAACUAUGAAGUCAACAUCUACAUGUACAUCUACUUUGUUGUUUUCAUCAUAUUCGGUUCCUUCUUCACCCUGAACCUCUUCAUUGGUGUGAUCAUUGACAACUUCAACCAGCAGAAGAAAAAGUUCGGAGGCCAAGAUAUCUUCAUGACGGAGGAACAGAAGAAGUACUACAAUGCCAUGAAAAAGCUGGGGUCCAAAAAGCCACAAAAACCUAUUCCUCGACCACAGAACAAGAUCCAGGGAAUGGUGUUCGACUUUGUAACACAGCAAGUCUUUGAUAUCUCCAUCAUGAUUCUUAUCUGCCUCAACAUGGUCACCAUGAUGGUGGAAACAGACGAUCAGUCUGAUGAAACAGAACAUGUCCUCUACUGGGUCAACUUUAUCUUUAUUGUAGUCUUCACCACGGAGUUCUUACUGAAGCUUUUUGCCCUUCGCCACUAUUACUUCACCAAUGGCUGGAAUAUCUUUGACGUUGUGGUGGUCAUCCUUUCAAUUGUCGGUAUGUUCCUGGCUGACCUUAUUGAGAAAUACUUUGUAUCGCCAACCUUGUUUAGGGUGAUCAGGUUGGCUCGUAUUGGCCGUAUCCUCCGUCUGAUCAAAGGAGCUAAGGGCAUCCGGACGUUACUCUUUGCUCUGAUGAUGUCAUUGCCAGCCCUGUUCAACAUUGGUCUACUGCUCUUCCUGGUCAUGUUCAUCUUCUCGAUCUUCGGCAUGUCUAACUUCGGCUACGUAAAACAUGGAGCGGGAAUUGACGACUUGUACAACUUCGAGACCUUUGGUAACAGCAUGAUCAUCCUGUUCAUGAUCACCACGUCUGCUGGCUGGGAUGGCUUGCUGCUGCCAAUCCUCAACUACCCACCAGACUGUGAUCCCAACUUGGAAAACCCAGGCACCUCCGUGAAGGGCGACUGUGGUAACCCGUCGGUGGGAAUCUUCUUUUUUGUCAUGUAUAUCAUCAUUUCUUUUCUGAUUGUGGUCAAUAUGUACAUUGCCAUCAUUCUGGAGAACUUCAGUGUGGCCACAGAGGAAAGUGCUGAUCCACUCAGUGAGGACGACUUUGAGACCUUCUACGAGAUCUGGGAGAAGUUUGACCCUACCGCCUCUCAAUUCAUUACUUUUGCCAAGCUGUCUGACUUUGCCGACGCUUUAGAGCACCCACUUCGUGUGCCAAAGCCCAACACUAUAGAACUAAUUGCCAUGGACUUGCCCAUGGUGAGUGGCGAUCGCAUUCACUGCCUAGACAUCCUGUUUGCCUUCACAAAGCGUGUGCUGGGUGACAGUGGUGAGUUGGACAUGCUGAGGCAGCAGAUGGAGGAGCGUUUUGUGGCAGCAAACCCAUCCAAGGUCUCAUAUGAACCCAUCACCACCACCCUCCGCCGCAAACAGGAAGAUGUCUCCGCCAGAACUAUCCAGAACGCCUACCGUUCUCACCUCAUCAGGCGUGGCAUCAUCUUCAAGCGUCGCACUUUCACCAACAAUAAGCUUGAGAAUGGAGGGACCAACCAAGAAAAGAAGGAGAGCACGCCAUCCACUGCCUCUCUCCCCUCUUAUGACAGCGUGACCAAACCUGACAAGGAGAAGCAAGAUGAGAACAAAGAGGAGUGGGCCAGGAAAGAGAAGGACAAAAACCAAAAAGAUGAGUGGGAAUCCAAGUGUUAG